This is a messenger RNA of Symbiodinium sp. CCMP2456, 1620 nucleotides long. The record is from the annotation of a GenBank genome assembly. Lineage: Eukaryota; Dinophyceae; Suessiales; Symbiodiniaceae.
AUGGCCAGCGUCAUGGAGGAAGUGCAGGGCGCGGUGCAGUACUUAGUGCAAGCGAAGGAGUGCCUCUCCGAGCAGAAGUUCUUGGAAGCCCGCCAAGCCCAAGUCGACCGUUUGGCCGUUCUUUGCUGCGGCUUGCCGUCCAACCAGCACUCCGGCAUGGCCAUGAAGACACUUCGCGAAGCGGGAGUUUUCUCACCUGAGCAGCUGGAGCGCUUGGCGGAAGCCCUGGGAAGCCAUGUUGGGAAGUCGUCGGCGUCCUUGCUGUGGCAGCAGGGCAAGUGUCAGGACUACGAGCACUUCUUCAGGGUGUUGCCGGUCGCUUUGUGGGAGCAAAUCCGCGUAGACCGCGAGGUUCAGGAGUGGGAGGUUUUCUCGCUGCUGGCGGACUUCCUGGGAAGAGCCGGGUGCAUCUCGCCGUCAGAGUUCACCUGCCGCAGCCUAACCGCCUUCAUGCUGCUCCGCUUCCGGAAGGAUGUGCUGUCGAUGAGCGCCCAGGAGAAGCACGACAUGUACGUGAAGUACAAGGAUGCUUUGAGGGCGAGGCUGCAAGGCCACUUCGACAGCAACCCCGGGCGGAAGUUCUGGCCCAUUGUGUGGAAGCUCACCACACCCAGCUGCCUGCCACAGGAGUGGCUGCAGUGCUCUGGGAUCAGCUGGGAAGGUGCGCCUGCCGCUGUGCAGGGGCCCAAGGAGUCGGAGAUCAAGUGCUUUGGCUUGACCAUCGCGUGUAGAGAUACACACAAAGAUCUCCAGCAAGCUGGCCGGAAGGCCGGCGCUUGCGGCUCCGGGGCAAGCGGUGGGGACCUCGCGGCGGUCGUGGGCUUGCUGGAAAGGCUGCUUCAGACUUCCCAGACACUGCAGCAGCCUGUGUCCAACCUGGGAGGGUUGCAGCGGCAGCUGACUCAAGCGCAAAGCCUCCCCGCCCUGACGCUGCCGCAAGUGCAGACACCCCAGCCGGAAAGCCUCCCCUUGCUCGCGCUGCCCCCGGCUGAAGCAGAGCAGACGGCCAGAGCGCCAGCCUCACCGCAGCUCGGCACGUUAAGCCUUCCUGAGUUGAAGCCCGCAGCAGCCGAGUCCACCCCAAGCUCGGGCUGUGCUGUUGUGGCAGAAACCUCGCCAAGCGACCUGAGCCUUCAGAGUGCCAAGACUUCUUCCAGCCCGGCUUCGACUAACGAGGGCAACCCUGCGCUGGCCUCCCUGGACGGUUUCACCAAGAAGUUCGAGCAGAAGAACGAGGUGCAGACCGACAAGGAAAAGACGGAGGCCAAACCAAAGGCCAAAGCACAGGCCAAGGCCGUUGCGAAGCCCAAGGCCGCUGCGAAGGCCAAGGCCGCAGCGAAGGCGAAAGCCCAAGCGAAGCCCAAAGCCGGAAAAACUGAGGCUGCUAAGGAGGGCUUGCGGAAGCAGCAGGGCAAGAAGAAGGAGGACCUGCUGGCCUUGCGGAAGCAGCUGCUCGCCAAGGCCGGGGUCGACCAAGGGCUCGUCCGCAAGUUCAGCGAUGGCUGCCCGAGGUGCCGGAAGCGGCCCCUCUGCACGCUGUCGUGCUGGCAAUUGAGAGGGUUCAACCCUUCCAAGAAGGCCUGGAAGAACCUCACUGCCGGACCUGCUGGAAAGCAGUGA